Messenger RNA from Somion occarium, 798 nucleotides. The record is from the annotation of a GenBank genome assembly. NCBI's taxonomy places the organism in Eukaryota, Fungi, Basidiomycota, Agaricomycetes, Polyporales, Cerrenaceae.
GCCUCUUCUCAUGCAGUCAAGCGCUACGGAAAGUCUCCCUAAUGCUGCACAUCAGUUCAGAAAAUGAGUAUUGUCGUUUCAGGUGCUGAAGUGCUGGAGGCUAGAGAAGACAUCGUCUUUGGCCCAGCCAAAAGAUUCACCGCACAAGAGCUUACGAAGGAGUCACAGGCUAACGUCGUCAUUGCUGGUGCCAAGCGGUUCACUGCCGAAGAGUUGACCGAGGAAUCUAAAGCUUCCGUCGUAUUUGGUGCUGCCAAGCGAUUUGGUGCCGAAGAGCUACGUGAGGAAGCCAAAGCAAACGUAGUGAUAGCUGGCGCAAAACGAUUGACUUCUGAAAGACUGACUAACGAGGCCAAAGGGAACGUAGUCAUUGCAGGAGCUAAACGAUUCACUGCUGAGGAGCUGCAAAACGAAUCGAGAGCAAAUGUAGUAAUUGCCGCAGCUUGACCGAAAAUACCAUCACGCUUCUAACAUCGAUAUAUACCUAACUUUGGCUGAAAAGAGGUUGUAAGUGUGCUCAACUACGUCUCACUACAAUGCGAACUUACCGCGUUACGCGCAGAUGAUCAAUGUUCUAGUUGCGUUAUCCCAUAGAGAUUUGGCUUCUCGCCAUAUCCUUCCAUUCGGUUCCUCUCACAUCCAUGACUGACGGCUCAACGUUGCAUCGUUCAUCACCAUAAGUGUGCAUAGUAUGUUAAGUGCCAGUGAGAAAAUAUUUCCAACAAUAGGCACCACCGAAAAGCCAUGUGUUCCGGAUUCCGGUGUACAUGUAGAUGUAAAUGAAAACAGACAGUGACC